CCCAAAAAGUAUUAUUUAAGCCAAAGAAAGAGAAAAAUAAAAAGAAAGAAAUAUUAGUCAAACAGUUCGUCCAGAGAAAAGCCAAAGCCAACCACAUUUCUGAAGCUGGACCAGCCUCUCUCUUCCUGGUUGCAGUGCUAGAAGUUGACAGUAAAAAUGACUGAUAAUGGAAGAGUGCAUCCAGAUUGUGCUAAUGCGGCUAAUCCCUACCACGAAUGCGGUGUAGCUUGCCUGGAAAAAAUAGCACAUGGCCACGGACGGAAGGACAAGAAAAAGUCAGAUUAUCACAAUGGUAAAAAUGACGCUGGGCUUAGCAAAACGAUGAAUGGAGGAAGAAAAGGAGACCCGACUUGUCCUAAAGCUUCUAAUCCUUACCAUCAAUGUGACAAUUUUUGCUCCUAUAAAAAUGCUGAAGCCUAUCCACAGGGGGUUAAUAAAAAAUCAGGGUCCUUCAUUGAGGCUUCUCUAAGCUUUGGAAGAAAAAAGAAGGGAUCUGAAUCUCAGCCGAGAACCCCUCGAGAGGCCAACAAUAUGUCCCCUGCGAAAGUAGUGUACCCUUCCGACUCUCCAUCACCUCGGUCACCUUUUCCAGCCAAAAAGAAAGCUGAAUCAGACAAUAGUCAGUCUUCUUCUUCUUCAUCUCAGCAACAUUCGGACGAAAGUUUUUCUCAGAGUCAUUCUUUCGAUAAGGGACAAGUUCCGUCAUCUGAAAUCGUACCUGCAUCUGGGAUCUUAAAGCCUGAAGCUCCUAAAAGUCCCAAAAGCCUUUCACUGGGUACUUUAACCUGUUAUGCCAUUGCACCACCACCCGGACAGGGGGACCGUGUAAAAGUUCCUGCCUCACCACGGGCAGCCUCUUCUCCUACUGCGAAAAAUGAUGGAAUGUCUAAUGCUCGAGGUAUUGAGUCCCUGAACUUCACUUUCUCAGGCUUAUCGCGUGCUACUGAAGAGAGUGACGACGAAGAUAUUUUAUCUGUUAUUUCUGAUUCCUGUGUGUCAGUGGGGAAAUAUCAUGUGCGAGCAAAUAGUGCCUCUAUUUUACAGUUAAUUAUCGACAACUAUGGCGAUAUAGCAGCAAACUGUCGAUUGGAAUCAGCGUCUUUACGCACAUAUUACUUGGAAUGCUUGUGCUCUGUGGUUCAGGAGUUGCAGUCUACUUCUCUUAGUCAAUUAACAAAAUCAAAAGUUAAAGAAUUUUUGGCUGUUCUUAAGGACGUAGAGUCGGCACAAAUUGAUGUUAGCUGGUUGCGAAACAUACUGAAUGGACUGACGCAGGCUGUGGAGCUGAAUAAUAAGCAACAGGCCGCCGAGGAAGCGAAAACAAACUGUGAUAAUAUAAUCGAAUCAACAAGGAGCGAACUACAAUCCAUGACGCAGGAAUUAUUUGAGAAAGAAAAAGAAGUAGCGGACACUAAAGCAAGAAUCGAGGAGACGGAGGCUCACUUGAGGGAGCUUGAGCUCGAAUCGUCUGAAUUAAGUGAAACCAUAUUGUCAUUAAGGUCUCAGGCUGAUAAAUUUAAUUCGAAACCGCUGGGAGAUCAGAUCUUGUGAUGCAAAUGGAUGACUUCUGUCUAUUCUAAUAUAGUAGUAUACUUGCAAAAGGUAAUUGUAUGAUACAGUGUAAUGUGGGUAAUACUAGGCUUUGAAGUUUGUUAUUUUUAGUACCUCAAUAAUUAAGUUGUAUGCUAAAUUGCUAAUUAGUUCUACAAAACAUGAAGUUGAUUUAUAGGGAGUCCUUUUUUUUUUAUUAUUUUGCUUUAUGCAAUAUAUAUCAAAACCAACAUUUCCCUUA
Molecule: messenger RNA, 1792 nt
Organism: Mercurialis annua (annual mercury)
Lineage: Eukaryota; Viridiplantae; Streptophyta; Magnoliopsida; Malpighiales; Euphorbiaceae
Exons: 5
Coding region: 157-1551 (464 amino acids)
Source: RefSeq, a predicted model, not a curated record